This is a messenger RNA of Marmota flaviventris (yellow-bellied marmot), 1832 nucleotides long. The record is from RefSeq and is a predicted model, not a curated record. NCBI's taxonomy places the organism in Eukaryota, Metazoa, Chordata, Mammalia, Rodentia, Sciuridae.
GAAAAACAUAUGCAGAAAUGAAAUGAGCCAAAGCGGCAAUCUAUUGAAAUGACUCAGAUGUAGCCAGCACAGGCCCUGGCUCACUACAUGUCCUUAACAAUUUUGCUCCUUGAAGUGGUGGCACCUAUGGUUGCAGCUAGUUAGGGACACAGGAAGUGAUGUUCCCCCUUCCUCAGAAGGAAUGCAGGGAGCCUGCCACCUGUCUGGGCUCGGCCUCCCCACAGGACAUGGGCCGAUACUGUCCGGGUGACGUGGAAGGAGAAUGCUCCAGAAGAGCAGAGCUGACGCGGCCAGAGCUCUGUGGAGUUGGUGAUCCCAUCGCCAUGUUCUCCUCUGCCAGCUCCUGCCUGUCCUCCAGAGGCAGAGACAUCAAAUGGUUCUGGGACUCGGCUGAGGAGGGCUACAGGACCUACCACAGGGAUGAGUAUGACGAGGACAAGAACCCCAAUGGCGUCAUUAACUUGGGCACCAGUGAGAACAAACUCUGCUUUGACCUGCUGUCCAGGCGGCUGACUCAGAGUGACAUGCUGCGGGUGGAGCCGCCCCUGCUGCAGUACCCUGACUGGAGGGGGCACCUGUUCCUCCGGGAGGAAGUGGCUAAGUUCCUGUCUUACUACUGCAAGAGCCCAGCACCCCUCAAAGCAGAGAAUGUGGUUGUUCUGAAUGGCUGUGCCUCUGUCUUCUCUGCUCUGGCCACGGUGCUGUGCGAGGUGGGGGAGGCUUUCCUGAUCCCCACCCCUUACUAUGAAGGCAUCACGAGGCAUGUGUAUCUCUAUGGCAACGUCCGACUGGCCUAUGUCUAUCUGGACAGUGAGGUCACUGGGCAGGACACACGCCCCUUCCAGCUCACGGUGGAGAAGCUGGAGACGGCCCUGCAAGGAGCUGAAUCUGAGGGUGUCAAGGUCAAGGGCCUCAUACUCAUCAACCCCCAGAAUCCUCUGGGGGACAUCUACUCCCCGGAAGAGCUGCAGGAGUUCCUGGGAUUUGCCAAGAGGCACUCGCUGCAGGUGAUCCUGGAUGAAAUCUACAUGCUGUCAGUGUUCCAGGAGUCUCUGGAGUUCCGCAGCGUCCUGAGCCUGGAAAGGCUGCCUGACCCCCAGAGGACCCACGUACUGUGGGGCAUGAGCAAGGACUUCGGGAUGUCCGGGCUUCGCUUUGGCACGCUGUAUACAGAAAACCAGGAUGUGGCCACCGCUGUGGCUUCCCUCUGUCACUAUCACGGCCUUAGUGGUCUGGUCCAGUACCAGGUGGCACAGCUGCUCCAGGACCGUGACUGGAUCAACCGCGUGUACCUGCCUGAAAACCUUGCCCGGCUCAAGGCUGCCCACACCUACGUCUCGGAGGAGCUCAGGGCCCUGGGGGUCCCCUUCCUGAGUCGUGGGGCAGGUCUCUUCAUCUGGGUUGACCUGAGGAAGUACCUGCGCAAGGCCACCUUUGAGGAGGAGACGCUGCUGUGGCGCCGUUUUCUGGACAAUAAGGUGCUGCUGUCCUUCGGCAAGGCCUUUGAGUGUAAGGAGCCCGGCUGGUUCCGCGUGGUCUUCUCAGACAGGCCCCAGCGGCUUCGCCUGGGGAUGCAGAGGGUCCGGCAGGUGCUUGAGAGCAACCCCAAGUGACAGAGGAAGCCCCUCCCUCCCAGGGCAGAUGAGCUGCUCAGUGUCUGGUCAGCAGCCACUGCCUCCGACCUGGACGAUCUGGAUCAGGGGCUGCAAGACGGGCUCGACUUGCCCCAAGGACCUCUUUCCUGCCCGCCUGGGUGGCAGCAGGAGACUCCUUAAGCUGAGCUUCAUCUUGGCCAUUGCUGUCCCCUAUUAAACAACCUGGGACCAGCUAGA